Messenger RNA from Aspergillus chevalieri, 2985 nucleotides. RefSeq names its product transcription factor domain-containing protein. The record is from RefSeq and is a predicted model, not a curated record. The transcript is spliced from 5 exons. The coding region runs from base 1 to 2985 and encodes 994 amino acids. Gene Ontology annotation, biological process: regulation of DNA-templated transcription; DNA-templated transcription. Lineage: Eukaryota; Fungi; Ascomycota; Eurotiomycetes; Eurotiales; Aspergillaceae. Gene Ontology annotation, molecular function: zinc ion binding; DNA binding; DNA-binding transcription factor activity, RNA polymerase II-specific.
AUGCAAAACCCAACCCCCGGACUUGGGACCGCUCAGGAUAGGCGCUUUGUGCCAAAGAGCGCAGCACCAAAUAUCAAGGGCCAUGGGCCUCUUCCCCGAAGGCGCAAUGCAUUGACGUGCGACAUGUGCCACAAGAAGAAGACAAAAUGCGAACUCGAAGGAUCCAAUACUACCUGUGUACAAUGUAUGCGCCGUAACACGAGAUGCAACUAUACCACAAGAAGAGAGAAACGAGAGAAUCUCAAGAGAUCGCAAUACGUAAAGGAACUGGAAGAACGCGUGAGAAGGACCGAGUCUUUGCUCAAGGCAGCUGGUCUUCUUGAUGAGGAGAGUGCCCGGAACGAACUCGUUGACGGCGAGGCAGACCAGCCGGACAGCGAAAGCGAGCAUGAUAAUGGCCGAAACGAGGAUAUCUCUGAAACGGCAGAUUGGGGUGUCAUAUCGGAUAAUCAACCACGACAUCAUGCGUUGACGGGCCAAAAGUUAGGCUCUACGACUGGCAACCUUGAUCGAAGCUCGUGCCCUCCACUCGGACCCAAGCGUUCGUCUACCCAUCAUGAGCGCAGGCAUUCAGCUACUGGUUGUAGUGACCUCCAGCAUGUUCCGGUUCUCAGGGCAGAUGAUAGAGAGGAGUCUCGAUACUAUGGACGAUCUUCCUUCAUGUCCAUUCUAUCGCGACAAGGGAUAGAAUGGAUCAAAGAAAAGACCGGCGACGUCAAAUUCCUCAACUGUUUGACCACCGAUUCGAAUAAAGAUAGCCCUUGGGAUUACUGGCGGCCAGAUGUGUUCCACGAUCUGUUUGCUUCGCAAGUCUUCAAACCGCUCCCGUCAAGAGCAGAAGUGUUCUCGUUAAUGAAGGACUACUUUCGUACCUUGAACCGACUAUUCCCUCUCUACCAUGAGGAAUCGUUCAUGCGCCUGGUGGAAUGGCAAUAUACGCAACAAACGUGCGAUGAUGCCGCCCGCUGGGCCAAUAUAAACAUAAUUCUCUCCUUGGCUUAUGAAUACCGAUUCUCGAACAGCCUGAAACCAGAAAAGGAUAAAGAGAAAGCUUGGAUGUACUUCAAGAACGCCAUGUCGGUCUUUGUUGAGUUGACUCUUCGACGAACUGAUCUGUUGAGUAUACAGGCGCUGUUGGGCAUGGCGCUUUUCCUUCGAGGCAACUCGGGUACUCAGUCGGCAUUACCAAUUAUCACGGCAGCUAUGAGGUCGUGUCAUCGGAUGGGACUUCAUAGGGAUCUCCCGAGACCCCACUUCUCGCCUGUUGAGCAGGAGCAAAGGAAGAGGGUUUUCUGGAUUGCGUAUAUCCUUGACCAAAGUACAUGUGUUCGGUCCGGAAGCGCACCAACCCAACACGUCGACGACUUCGACGUAGACCUUCCCUCCGAAGAAGACGACGACCACCUAGUAGAUAACUUCCAAUCCUUCUUCCGCCAACUCUGCCGCCUAACCGUCAUAAAAGGCCGCAUCUGCUGCAAACUCAACUGCACCAAAGCCCUAGACAACCGCUCCGUCGGCGAGAUCUUCCAAAUCAUCAAUGAACUGAACGCAGAGCUAGAAGAGUGGAAGAAAAACGGCAUCUUCGACCUCCAGUUGAAGAUGAAGCCAGCAGGAGAAGAUUUUCUGUUUGGGUUUGCGACGGCUGGUCUUCGACUUGUUUAUUACAAUUCGUUAAUUAUGGUUCAUCGCAUUCCGUUGAUUGUCCAUUUUAUCCACGCUCGACACAUCCCCCCGGAAAGGCAAAAAGCCUCUGAUCUACGGCUCAUUGCGAACAAUUCCGCCGCAUCCGCAACCAUCUGCCUCCAAGCCGCCCGGGACACCCUAAAGCUCGUGAACAGCCUACCAUGGGGCGACAUUGCCUGGAUAUGGUCCCUACUUUACUACGUCUUCCUCGCCGUGAUAACCAUCUUCGCACACGUAAUGGAGGACAGCCGCCACCCCAAAGCCAAAGAAGACGUGAACCUCCUGAACAUCGCCUCCACGUUCCUGGGAACGCUAAUUCCCGCCGACGGCUCGUGUAAAUACGCACGGUUCAUGGCGCAGAUGAGUGCGAAUUUCGAGCGUAUUGCACGGGCAAGUAUUGAGAGGUAUGAAAGGGCGGGGGAGAGUUUCGAAUAUCGCAAUUCUGUGUCUGCAACGCAGUCGCCGCUGCCGGGUUCGGGGCCAGAUCAUGGGCAUAAUAAGACGACCUCGUCGUCGUGUACGCAGGGUCUGCAGUGUCAGGAUUCGGGCUAUGUUACGUCUCCGGCGUCGAAUGUGAAUAUGGAGAUGAAUAUCGCACGGGUUGAGAAUUUGCCGCAUAGCCUUGCUGCGAAUGGUCUUGCUGGCCCCGAAGCUCAUAAUAACGACUACCACCAACCGUGUCAAGCAAUGGCAGACCAUAUGAGUCCCAAUUACACCACUACAACAAACACCCAAUUCUACAUAAACCCCACCAACAACCUCUUCCCUACAAACCUCACCCCAACACCAACGCAAACACUAUCAACCGAUCACCUAUAUCCCUUCUCGAACCCGAACUCCGAUCCUAACCCCUGCACCGCCACACCCACACCCACCGACAACUGCACAGCAACAGGAGCAGGACCCUGCUUCGUCCCUCCACCCCCAAAUCUAUGGCAGAUACCACUUACGGCGGAUUGGGAGUUCAAUCAGUUCCUGAACGGUAUGCCGCCAGGUAUACUCCCCGGCCCUGGCACCGGCACUGGUACAACCACCAAUGCAAAUGCAGGUUAUCCAUUCGACCUCUCAACACCAGGAUUGGGAAUAAACCCUGGCCCCGGGCCCGGCCCCGCGACAGUCCCACAAACACCCACUACACCCACUACUAGCGCCAUAGAUAGCGGAAACAUCAUGGGCUAUGACUACGGGACUCAAGCUCAAGCUCAAGCCCAAGCUCAGAUGCAGAAUUUGAACCAGGGUCAGCAGCAGCAUCAGCUGUAUCAGCAGUUUAUGGAUGCGCAGAACGCCGGCGCAGGUUAUUGA